CCCAAGCCCCAACCCUCACAGCGCAGCACAUAACGGAGCAAAAGGAGAACACACGGACGACAACAACGCCUUUUCUCCAAAUUUAACGACGACUAACCGCAUUUAACCGUCAUCCCUCGGUAGGACAUUAUUAAGGACCAUGAUGAAGAGAUGGCGCGAGGCGGCGUUUCUGUCUUUCCUCAUCAUAAUUCUGCUAAACAUGGAAUCCACAUGGGCCAGAAGAGGAGGCGGAAGCAGCAGCAGCGGCCGGAGAUCUUCCACCUCUUUGAGUAACCGGGGCUCGCAAUCCAAACCGUCCAACUCAAAUCCAGGAAGCACUUCCAAUCGGAACACCAAUCCGUACCCUUCGGGUGGAAGUUACCCCGGAGCGGGAAACAGAAACCCGGCGAGUUAUCCGGGAGGCGGAAGUUACCCUAAUCAGAAUCCCAGUCGAACCAAUCCUGGCAGAUAUCCAGCCGGUGGUGGUUAUCCGAACCAGAACCCUGCGGGUCGUAAUCCAGCCGCUGGUGGAUACCCCAACCAGAACCCCGCUGGCGGUUACCCAGCCGGUGGUGGUUAUCCGAACCAGAACCCUGCGGGCCGUAAUCCAGCCGCUGGUGGAUACCCCAACCGGAACCCCGCUGGCGGUUACCCAGCCGGUGGUGGUUAUCCCAACCAGAACCCUGCGGGCCGUAACCCAGCCGCUGGUGGAUACCCCAACCAGAACCCCGCUGGCGGUUACCCAGCCGGUGGUGGUUAUCCGAACCAGAACCCUGCGGGCCGUAAUCCAGCUGCUGGUGGAUACCCCAACCAGAAUCCAGGCAGAGGUGGUACCAACCAAGGAUACCCUAAUCAGUACCCGGCUGCCGGAGGGGGUUACCCAAACAGGGGUGGCUACCCGGCUGGAGGGAGCUACCCAGCCGGGGGGAGCUACCCAGCUGGAGGGGGCUAUCCUAACAGGGGUGGCUACCCAAACCAGUAUCCAGCUGCAGGUGGUUAUCCGGGGCGAGGCGGAUCGUUCGGCUACCCCCAAGGGAACCCGAAUAAUAGGAUUCUGAGUCCCCACAUUGGUGGGGGUGCUUACGGAUACGGCGGUCACGGAAUGGGAGGGUCCCCCUUUUCCCGUUCGGUGCAGAGUAUGGGUUACAAACCCAAAUCUACAGGGUUUGCCAAGAAGGCCAUCCUGGCGGCGGGCGUGGGCGCCGUGGCCGGGAUGGCGGUGGGAUACGGACUGGGGCGCUUUCCCCGACCGCACUUUUCGUUCCGUAACCCCGAGGAAGAGUACUACUACAACAACUACAUGUACCGCCGCUACGGCUCGCGCUCCACCGAUGAGAAGGACUUCGGCCGCGAUUACGUCUACAAGCCGCCUCCGAGAGCCGAGACCUACGACGCCUUCAUGGCCCGAUGUAUGAACAGAACCGACCUUCUCAAGGAGCGGAAGAACAACUCCUCUGGGGGCAUCCAAGAGGACGAUGACGACACGGUGAGCAUCGAGGAGAUCGGCUACCCGUCCCUGGUGGAGCAGAUGAAGGCACGCCGCUGCGUGGAGAAUUACAUGGUCUACUCCGAGCGCUUCCUGGAGGAACGCAAGCCCGAGCAUCAGGUCCAGAUUGGUCGCAGUGGGCCGCCGAGCUUUGGCGAGGCACAGCUUUUCCUGUCGCUCUCCAUGUUACUGUCCAGCGUGCUCCUGCUCCAGUAAGAACAAUUGGGCCCUCUAUUAUCGCUGCACGUGUUCAUACAGUAAUGCUGAUCCAAUGUAACCUAUAUCGUCAGCAACCUUCUUGAAUUUUGCACCUUCUGGCUCAUAUUUAGUUAAUCCCUAUAUACACUACUCACUAAAUGUUAUGGAUCGUCGUCUUUCGGGUGACAUGGAUGAAUUUAACAUGCACGCUAACAUUUACAGGUGAACUUCAUUUGACCUUCUCUAAACUUUUGUCCAACUGUUCAAUAUUUCAGUACUUUUUACACAACUUUCUGUUCUCUAACAAGCAGCUGAAGGGCAAAAUUCACAAGUGUUUUUAUCCAUGGAUGAACAAUAGAUUGUUCAAUUUGAAUUGGUAUUGAAGCAGUCCUCUUCAUCGUGCCGUUCACAUUUUGACAUUGUGAGGCCUAACAAUUGAUCAAGUGUAUCUCAAGUGUAUCUCGCCAAGAGAUACGAGAUACAGAGACACUGGAGGAGUCACAGAAAAACAGAAAAGUGGACAGACAUCCUUGGAAAUUUUCAGAGAUAGACAAAAACCUGUUGUGUAUUUUGCCGUUCAGCUCCUUCUUAUUGAAUAGCAAGUUGUGCAAAAACUACUGAAAUGGUCAAAUAAAAUUCACCUGAAGAGGUUGUUAUGCAUUUUAAGUUAAUUCUGAAAUUUCGCCCAAUAUGCAAAACCUUUUUUUGAAUAGUGUAUAUAGUAUAUACUACAUAUAUAGUAUACAGUAUAUAGCAGCAUAAAACUAACACCAGGGUGAUGGAGUCGUGUGCAUCUUCAUGAGAAAGCAUUAAAACCUUUAGAAGUGCUGUUCGUCUAACAAGCACUCAUUUUGAUUUGCACUCCACGUUGUUGAGCACUGAAUACAUAUUCUAUUUUUUUUAUUUGAGCUUAAUAUACUAGUUCAUUAUGACAUUCUAGAUCCUAUGACAGUGCAAUCAGGUUUGUUUCAUCAGUUGAGCGCAAACAGGUUUUGCAUGAUAUUGUGUAAAUAGAGCGCCUGUUUUUCGUGCAAUGAUGCAUAUGUUUUUCCAUGUGUUAUUUGGUGCAUAAUAUACAAAGGAGUAUCAGGAACACACUGGGGAGAAAAGACUAAAAUUCCAAGGAGAAAAGUCGCAAGAUUGAAUUUGUAAUAUACAGUAAGGAAUGAAGUUUGCAACAGUAUAAGGGCAAAAGUUGUCAUGUUACAAGGAUGAAUUUGGAAUGUUAUGAGAAAAAGGGAUUCAUGGUACUACAAUAAAGUCAUAAUACUAUGAGAAAAAUGUCAAUGUUAUGAGAAACAAGUCAAAAUGUUAUGACAGUAAAGUUUUUACAUAAGAAAAAGUAGGAAUCUUGUACUUGCUACUGUAGUUUCGGUUACAUGGGCCAGCCCGACUGAUUCCGAAGACCCCAGAUUAGAUUGAGAUGGCAACACAUAAAGGGAUGAAAACUGUUUGGCCCAAAGAAAUCUUUCAUCAUCCAGAGAAACGUGUCGUUGUAUUGUAAUUUCCAGUGGAAGUUAAUUUCCUACACGCAAACAUCUCCAUUCUGGUAGGUUGUUCGAAGUUUUUGCUCAUCACUGCCUCCACAACAACAGUCAUUUGACGUACAGUACGAGUACAGUACGAGUUCAUGAAUGAUGAAAUGGAAAACUGAGAUAAUGUUUCUAUUUAGCUGACAUUUGUCAUUUCACUUGCAUUGGUUCUGUUCCGUUGCAAUGUUGUUAAUUACACAUAGCCGCUUUUAUUCCGUUUCCGUUCCUCUAAAGUACUUUUAACAUGUGUUUUGACUAAUGCAUACUAUAAACAGACUGACAGAGACCAUUGUCAUACAAUUUAAAGGUAUUUUUCAUCUCUGUUCUGCACUUUUAAUAUUUGAACGGUUUGUUAGUUCCCACUAAUGAUUUUUUGUCCAGUAACUUGUGAAAUGAACCUUAAAAGUGGAUCAUUUUCAUUUUUAUAAUGUAUUUUUAACUUCCAUUAAUUCACAAACCAUUUAGUUUUUUCAGUUAAAUUCAAAUUGAAGUUGGGUUUGAUAUUUUCCCCAAGUAUUUUGUAUUUCACAUAUGGAUAAUUGGGACUUUCUGAAACUGCUACAUGAACUCAAAAUUUGCGUCAAUAUUUGUUUUUUUUUUUCUCCAGCAAGUGAUACUACUGCUAUGAUGUGCUAUAAUUUUCUGUGAAUGUGUACGUGAUCAAUAAAAGUCUGUCAAAAAUC
Molecule: messenger RNA, 3878 nt
Organism: Phycodurus eques (leafy seadragon)
Lineage: Eukaryota; Metazoa; Chordata; Actinopteri; Syngnathiformes; Syngnathidae
Gene: prnpb
Product: prion protein b
Exons: 2
Coding region: 140-1681 (513 amino acids)
Biological process (GO): protein homooligomerization
Cellular component (GO): membrane
Source: RefSeq, a predicted model, not a curated record